AUGGCGGGCACAAUUGCGCCCGGCGCCAUGAACGGAUUGAACAUGUCCCCCGCCCUCUCCAACAACGCUCUGCCCGGCCUCAAUAUCCAAACCGACCUGGGCAAGAAACCCAGCGCACCACGGACGCCGCGCGUAGAUGUCGAGCCGCUGUACACGGCUGUGAAGAGCGCCAUCAGCGACGCAGACUGGACCACGUAUAAGAAAGCGCUGUCUUUCUUCUUGCUAGGCAACUUGAACCAAGAAGAACUCUCGCACUCCUUAUCUCGCAUCCUCACCACCCCGGCCCUCGAACACGCACACAAUGCGCUUUUUACAGCGAUAUAUGCAAAUGCCUGGCGAGAUCCGCCCGAAGCUGGCAUUGCGAGCUGGGUCAGCAGUAGUGACAAGCCGAGCAGCGGGACCGUCAAGGGGACGCACGACGAGAGCGAGAAGAGGCUGAAACACGAGGUCAUGCAAUUAAGCCGCCGCGAGCGGAAGCGAUUGAAAACCAUACCAACAGCAGACGGAGAUGCGGGCGCCGUGGUGCAGGAAUACAUCGAGGCGCGGAAGGUGAAGCAGCCCGAGAGCGGUCCCGUAGGGGGUAACCAAGGAGGAGGAUUCGGCAAGACGAACUGGGACCUCGAAAUCCGCAAACGCUACACUUCCUCCCUCUUUGCCGAAACACACGAAUUCCCCACCCCCACCACAAUAACCCACCGCCUCCUCCCGACAUGCUACGAAUUCGGCCUCCCCCAAGGCCACGCCCCCGACUGCGCAGAGUUCCUCAACAUCGCAACAGAGACGUACAUCAAAGAGGCCCUCAUGUCGCUGCUCGGCAAAGUCUGCACAAACGGGCCGGGAUUCGUGAAGACGGCUGAGUUCAAAAAACGCCUCGAGCGCGACGGCGACGCCGUCGAGAUCGAGGAGCGGCGCAAGCGCAAAAUGCUGUGCAUGGAGGAUUUGCAACUGGCACUGCGCCUGGGCGAUGGGUAUUUGGGCCAGACGCCCAUUAUCGCCGGGCAGGUGCUGCAUUCGCGAUGUUUGGAUACGCAGGGUGUCGAGGACUUGUAUGCGUGGCAGGAGGAGAGGGAGAUGAAUGGCAAGGGGGGCGAGGUGUGGAGUGUGGAUUUGAGUAUGGGGGAUGCGGGGGAGCCGAUGCAGAUUGAUGGCGAGGAGAGUUGGCAGGGGGCGGAUGCGGAGGGGUUGGAUGGCGUGUUGGAUGAUGUGUUGAAUUUUGCGGAUUUAUAA
Messenger RNA from Parastagonospora nodorum SN15, 1227 nucleotides. RefSeq lists its product as hypothetical. The record is from RefSeq and is a predicted model, not a curated record. Gene Ontology annotation, cellular component: SAGA complex. Gene Ontology annotation, biological process: regulation of transcription by RNA polymerase II. Gene Ontology annotation, molecular function: transcription coactivator activity. The transcript has 2 exons. Bases 1 to 1227 code for a protein of 408 amino acids. NCBI's taxonomy places the organism in Eukaryota, Fungi, Ascomycota, Dothideomycetes, Pleosporales, Phaeosphaeriaceae.